Messenger RNA from Lindgomyces ingoldianus, 1723 nucleotides. RefSeq names its product C4-dicarboxylate transporter/malic acid transport protein-like protein. The record is from RefSeq and is a predicted model, not a curated record. Gene Ontology annotation, biological process: transmembrane transport; sulfite transmembrane transport. The transcript has a single exon. Bases 46 to 1383 code for a protein of 445 amino acids. Gene Ontology annotation, molecular function: sulfite transmembrane transporter activity. Gene Ontology annotation, cellular component: plasma membrane. NCBI's taxonomy places the organism in Eukaryota, Fungi, Ascomycota, Dothideomycetes, Pleosporales, Lindgomycetaceae.
CCGCGCUUACGGGUUUAAUUCCACCCCUUAACCCUCUGCUCGACCAUGGAUGACAGUGAAUUGGAAAUAAUUGUAUCCCACAAUCCCUCUUUGGCUGUCCCUACUGCUCAGCAUCUUCCGGUGCAUCGCCAGAGAUCCAAUGGUCAAGUCAAGCCAACAUCAACACCUUCUGGGGAAUCCGAAACUGCAUCUUUAAAUCCUUCUCUAAAGCCCACCAAAUACGAUAUAGGAUGGCGACGAGUGAUAAGGAACUUCUCUCCGUCUUGGUUUUCCGUGACCAUGGGCACCGGCAUCGUCUCUCUUCUCUUCAUUGCUAUUCCAUUCAAGGCCAAUUGGCUAUACUGGCUGUCAGUCAUCUUCUUUUGCCUCAAUGCGGCCCUGUUUUUUUCUGCGCUCUCUAUCUCCAUUCUUCGCUACGGCCUCUAUCCUGAGAUUUGGAGCGUCAUGAUCGCCGAUAGCACCAAUUCUCUUUUCCUUGGGACGAUCCCUAUGGGUUUUGCGACCCUGGUCGAGGCUUGGAUCUUUCUGUGCAUUCCAUACUGGGGUCCUUGGGCAGUCACCUUUGCGUGGGUGUGCUGGAUGAUCGAUUGCGUCGUUGCCCUGACAGUCACGAUCUCACUGACGGUCCUACUCAUAUCUGCGUCCCACCAGCAAGCACUGCAUCGAAUCACCGCAGCGCAGCUUUUGCCUAUUGCCGCCACCAUAGUCGCUGCCGGUACUGGUGCGAAGAUUGCAAAGGUACUUCCGGAUCCUGAAAACGCGCUCGGAACGAUUAUCGUGUCCUAUGUUAUGUGGGGCAUGUCGACUCCCCUAGCCAUGACCGUUCUCGUAAUGUAUUACACACGUCUGGCUCUCCAUAAGCUUCCACCUCGAGAAAUUGUGGUUUCUUCCUUUCUUCCUCUCGGGCCCCUUGGUAUGGGCGGCUACACCGUACUGUAUCUUGGCAGCGUAUCCCACAUCGUCUUUCCACAAACACACUUCUUCCACGACCUCCCCAUCGCCGGCGACGUGUUCUAUAUCCUCGGCGUAUUUAUUGCACUCAUUAUGUGGGGGUUUGGCCUCACAUGGCUGUGCUUCGCCCUGGCGUCAAUCUACAAAUCACGACCUUUCCCUUUCAAUAUGGGAUGGUGGGGUUUCACGUUCCCCCUUGGAGUGUUCGCUGUCAGUACGAUCGAAUUCGGAGUCCAGAUGCCGAGCCUCUUCUUCAAAGUCCUGGGCACGAUUUUCAGUGUCGCAGUGAUACUUCUUUGGUGCGUAGUGGCAACAGGAACGAUCAGAGGAGCCUGGGAUGGGAAAUUAUUUCACGCACCUUGUCUCGCAAAUUUGCCUAAGAAAGAGGAAGAAAAGGAAGAGCAAGACAGUGGGGAGAGAGAAGGCCCUUGAGCGGUAGAUUCAGGGCGCAAGCUAGAGGGAAUGCGAAAUACUGAAUCCUGACAUCUACACUAUUUGUAAUGACUCCUCAUAUCAUCGUAUUCCACCUCCAACAAGUUCUGUUCUUUACUUAGUAGCCUAAUCGCGCUAAGGCUAACGCCCGUUUUAAGUCUAACAGCUAUAUAUUAUUCUAGUUCGUUGCAAACUUGCGAUUAAUCUUUAGUCCCAGAUAGAGAACUACCACGAUAUAAGCCAGGAGACGUUGUGUAGAGGGCUCUUAACUUCUGCAGCCUACAAAACUGCGCAAGAUGGAACAAGAAAGGCAUCUAAUUAAUAAGAUAAGGCCUGUAAG